AUGCCCAAUAAACAGAGAACGAUUCGGUAUAUCGCAGAUAAGUUGCAGCUGACACUGGCCAGUGACACACUCCACCGUCACGAGUUGAGUCACCAUACCUUAGGACCAGAAGGUGGGAAGGACCGCACACAUCGAAUUACGGUAAAGACGUUUCGGGCUUGCUUCAAAUGCGCCGUAGCAAGAGUGCGAUGUAGCGGAGGAACACCAUGCAUCCGUUGCGACAAUCGAUCACUCGAAUGUCAAUAUCCAACCGAGCGACGAUCCAAAGCAAAAGCGCGGAAACAGUCAUCCCGGAAUCAGGACUCUAUGGACGGCUCGCCCCAGGAGCAGGUUUCUCGUCAUGCCCGCUCUCCUUCUGCGGCAAAUCCAGACAUCCCUUUCGCGCAGGACAGAGGAAAGCCAUCUGCUCAGAUUCCCGGCUACCAACUUGGUCAAUUUCAGAUCCAGCUGUCUGGGCAAAGCGCUUCCAAGACCACAUCCAGUUCUCAGGAACACCCCAGUGAACAUCUUAAUGGCCUUCAAGAUAGCCGACGAGCUUCUGAACCGGAGAAUCUGCAUUUGUCUAAUAGUAAUGGGGUGAUAGAUGUCUCACGAUUUCCUUUUGAUACAUACGCGGGAGUAAACCUUCAACAGCUGUAUCCGCAGAUGCCCACGUCGGACGUCAGGGCAACACUCUCAGGUGCCCAAGGGGCUCGAUUAAACCACCAGUUUCAACCCGAGAUACCAGGUUCUAAUACCAAUAUGGGUGUGAUGGUUGCACAUAACCAACAGCUACAGUUGGGGUUUGCACAACCCUACUUGGAUCCCGCAAUGGCCUCAACGAUCAACUGGCUUUCGAACGAUUUGUUACUUGAUACGACCGGUGAUCGCCCUACUGGAAACCGUCUGCCCCCGCAUUCUUCGCAAGGAGGGGCUGUCGACAGCUCCCUGGGUCAGGCAUCAUGGCUUCCCCCAGUUAUUAGUGCGGAACAAACUAGUCCAUCUUUACCAGAGCAUGUUUAUCAGACACCUUCUGGAAACACUUCGCUAGGUACUGAUGUCGACAGCCCCAGACCCUUUCCCCGCGAUGCUGUUCAAUCAUCGACGCCCCAGCCAAGGCCUUGCAACGCCUCCCAACGGUCAGCAGAUUCGUACAUAGACGGGGGUGGCGCUCGGCUUCCAAAAUACAGGCGGAAGCAGGAUCCUGGACUAAGACCUGCAAGUCUAAUCGAUAUUCGGUCUCAGUUACAUCAAGCAGGCGACCCGUCUAAAUUCUCGUUCCCUACCAUCCAGGGACUCAGGGAGGAAACUUUAUCUGAGGAAGUAGCCUCCAAUUUUCAACUCGAACCUGCAAUGUACGACAACAUUUACGAGGUCUUUAUCCAGCUGUGUUGCACCGAAAAUUUUCUUUAUCCUAAGUUUGAAAACAAGGACUUUCCCCCUCGAGAAGCCCUGUCGCAGUUCGUCGGACUUUACUUUGACUCUUUCCAGACAGUAUACCCAAUCUUACAUGGCCCUACUUUCAAUCCGAAUGCAUGCCACUGGCUAUUGACAAUGGCUGUUUCAGCAAUAGGCAGCUAUGCUGCUGGCAUUGAUGAACAAGAUAAUUGUUCUGCAGCAUUUCACGAGUUUAUCCGGCGAGCUAUACAUAUUGAGAAGGAGAAGUGCCGCCCAGGACAAACACCUCUUUGGCUUAUGCAGACAAUAAUGCUAAAUUGUGUCGGAUUGCUUCACGGAAGCAAUGAGCACAGUAGAGAUUUCGCGUUGGAUAGUAUCGGUGAGCUAGUUAAUCUUUCGACGCGUGAGGAGUUGUUACGUGCUUCUACCCAGUCAAGGCUUUCAACAAUGGACACUUCGCAGGGUGCUUGUUGGGCGACAUGGAUUGAGGACGAAACAAGAAAAAGAACAGGCUACUUUAUAUGGCUUUUGGACUGUAUGCUUGCAUACCACUUUGAAAGUCGGUUAUUGCUCUCCCUUGAUGACGGUCAAGCUCCACUACCAUCAGACGAGAACCUCUGGCGAGCAAGCUCCGCUGAUGCCUGGAAACGACUUUACGACAAGACUACUGGCCGAGAGGAGGUUUCUCUCUACAACGCCGUGCUCACGUUGUAUAUCGAGAAGAGGCUUGUUGCUAAUAUAGGAGAAUUCGGUCACAUCUUGUUAGUCCAUGCGCUUUACCAUCGGAUGUGGGAGGUGGGUGAUUAUUUUCGCCGUCCUUUGUCGUUCUGGAAUCCAACUGCCAAGAAGCAGUCAAGGGAGGCUGCGAUUCCCUCGGGAUCUGUUUGGCUACCAGGUAUUCCUUCGUAUUCGAGGUGGCGUAAUAGCGCAUGCGAUUGCCUGGAUAUUCUCCAUUGGGCAGCAAAUAGCACGAUAGCUAAGGCAUCUGGGCUCGAGCACCCGACCGUCCUACACCUUCACGAAGCCCGGAUUAUAUUGCUCGUACCAUUUCAUGAGAUUAAGACCUUGGUAACCUCUCUAGCAACAGAAAAGGUUCGAUGGAGCGCGCGUCAGCAGACCAUUGAGUGGCAUUAUAUACUUCGUUGGAUCAAACAUGAUCAGUAUAAGGCUCGGCUCGCAGUUAUACACGCAGGCGCAUCUUUGUGGCAUGUGCGAAGAUAUUCGACCAAUGCAUUUCAUGAGCCAGUAGCUGUAUUUCUUGCAAUAAUUACACUAUGGGCUUAUGGCAUGUGUCAUUCGCAGGUUUUUCCAGAUGUUAGGUCCCGUGGUGGGACAGAUGAGAACCUACCCAGCGAGCCCACGUUCUUCCAUAUUGACCGUCCUUGUGACGACGAGCUGGUCCAGAUCUUUGUUCGAGGAGGGCAAGGGAUGAAGGGUAAUGUGACUGGUGUGGGAGAUAUAUGUGCUCCCGAAGGUCCUAAACGGAUUCUUCAGGUUGGCUGCGAGACACUUACUGGUCUUAAUUCGUGGGGAAUAUCUAAGAGAUUUAUUGCAAUCCUGACAAGGCUCGGAGACUUGAUGUCAUGCGACAAAUAG
Molecule: messenger RNA, 2973 nt
Organism: Aspergillus bombycis
Lineage: Eukaryota; Fungi; Ascomycota; Eurotiomycetes; Eurotiales; Aspergillaceae
Product: putative C2H2 transcription factor
Exons: 4
Coding region: 1-2973 (990 amino acids)
Biological process (GO): regulation of DNA-templated transcription; DNA-templated transcription
Molecular function (GO): zinc ion binding; DNA-binding transcription factor activity, RNA polymerase II-specific; DNA binding
Source: RefSeq, a predicted model, not a curated record